AUGAGUCUCUGUCAAGUCUGUCGACAAGCCUUGCCCUCGUUUCCAAGACCAGAUGACAAUCAAGGCUCAGUCACAGCUUCACUGCCAGAUAUCUCAAACUGGUCCGAAAGCUUAUUUGACGGGCAAUGGAUCUUGACAGAUCAUUUUAUACUGCACGGUUCAUGGGAAUCAUUGAAAACAUCAAUUAGUAAUGACUGUCCUCUAUGCUGGACCAUUUGGCGGUGCAUUCGAUCAUCACCAAUUGCAUCCCCGAAUGACGAAAGCAUAGCGGACUUUAACGCUCAGGUAUUCAAUCUUACCUGUGAACCCAAUGAUGCAGCGUAUACUUUAGAUAUUCGUCUGACUGGGCUUGGUCUCAAGACCAAAGACCUACGGCUAGCUGUUUGGAAGACCACGGAGAAGUGGUAUCUGGACACCGAGAAGGCAUUACCCAUCGUUGAACAACAUACACCUGUGUCCGUUGCUAAACUCGCAAAACGCUGGAUUAAUGCCUGCGAAGAAAAGCACCCCAACUGCCUAAAACAAGCCUCACCACCAGACACUGCGAAAAUGCCAACUCGGCUAUUGUAUUUAGGGGACAUCAAUUCAGAUACGUGGCGAAUCCAUGAAAGGCCCAAACACGUUCCAUAUAUCGCACUUUCGCAUCGUUGGUCACACGAAACACGAACACUACUCACUAGCAAUUACUACAACUAUUCGGACUGCCAACCAGAUAGCAUCCUACCACAAUCCUACCAAGACAUCGUCUCUAUCUGCCGUCACAUAGGUAUCCAAUAUCUCUGGAUCGACUCCCUCUGUAUUAUACAAGACGACGGUGGCUUCGAAUUUCGUCAAGAAGCACCAUUGAUGAUGGAUAUCUACCAAUACGCUUUCCUCACAUUAACAAUCUGCUGGGGUUUUCCCGGUCUCGGCGUUUUUCGCAAAUGUCGACCUCUCAGUAUACCCCGGCACAAACCUGCCGUUUCUUACCAUCGACAAGACUCUGUAUCUCAAAGAGAUGAAUGCGUGUUUGUCGAGCACAGAGAUGCAUCGGAUCUACAAGUCGAUGUGGACCAUGCACCACUAAACAAUCGCGCGUGGGUACUCCAAGAACGCUGUCUCUCAAGACGAUUACUCUACCUUGGAAACGAGCAAUUGUACUGGGAGUGCAACGGAUGUACGGGGAGUGAAGUCUCUCCUGAUCUCCACUGUCCUGCCCACAGGAGAGCUGACUCGGGACGUCAGUCAAUGGUUGAUCUUACAGGGCCAGAUAGAGACACACAUUGGAGUUGGGUACUUUCGAAAUAUACUGGAUACGAUCUGACAUUCGAACAAGAUAGGCUUAUAGCCAUAUCGGGUCUUGCUAAGCUUAUCGCUAGCAAGACUGGUGAUAAUUAUCUUGGUGGCAUUUGGCUUGAGUCUUGGAUGCAAGAUCUCUUGUGGGAACCAGAUACGGGUCCUGACUCCACGCGGAGGCCAGAGGUUGAAAGUGAUUCCACCGUGCGGCGAAUGCCACGGCCGUCUUGGUCAUGGUUAUCAUUUCCUGGGUCGGUCAUGUCUGGACGCAUGAUUAGAAGAGGGCCCAAGAUCUCACUCACAGCACCCAAUUCGUUUCAGUCAAAGGAAUUGAAGCCAUUAGCUCUUCUAAGUCAAACCAUCAUCACACCACCCGGGAGUGACCCUUUUGCUUCCUUUGAUCGAGCAGUUCUGAGGAUUAGGGGUCUGCUACUACCAGUGAGAUUCACUGGGACUCCGCCUAACACAGGCCAACCAUGUUACUUCCGUCACCAACAUGAAGUUACGCUUCCUGCAGCUGGUCUAGACUAUAUGCAACUACAAGCAUGUAAUCAAAACGAUGGGGUGUAUACUGCUAUCAGAUUCUGCUUUAGUAAAACUGUCAUCUUAUCCUCAAGGUACUUCCUUCUCCCGCUAUACCAAUACCAUUGGGCACGCGGCUUUGAUGAUUCGGGUAUUAAAGCCACUUUGGUAUAUGGACUUGUUGUUCAGGAAGUUUUGAACAAUGGUAGCCGAGAGUUUAUUAGGAUUGGAACCUGGAACGAGGACUUUUAUUCAUCUCAGAUCAGCCCUAUCAUCAGUAACACGAUUGUUAAACGCGGCGUUGGGAAGGCUUCUGCUGUGAGCGAUGAAAGUCUCAUAGUCAAUGAACGCACUUUUGACUCUAAAAUUGGUCAAUAUGGAGUGGCCACUUCUUCCUCAAAGGUAGCAUUUCCUCGAAACUUUGUCGAUAAGCUCUUGAUAUACGGACCAAACACUGAACAACUCGGCGGCAAUAUUGGCUCGGCAGGAUCUAAGACUUAUGCGACAGUUCAAUGUUCAUUACUACCAUAUUUUACCACAGCAGAGUGGGCUACUAUCUCACUAGUGUAG
Fusarium pseudograminearum CS3096 is the source of this 2367-nucleotide messenger RNA. RefSeq lists its product as uncharacterized. The transcript is spliced from 2 exons. The record is from RefSeq and is a predicted model, not a curated record. The coding region runs from base 1 to 2367 and encodes 788 amino acids. Lineage: Eukaryota; Fungi; Ascomycota; Sordariomycetes; Hypocreales; Nectriaceae.